Molecule: messenger RNA, 161 nt
Organism: Sphaeroforma arctica JP610
Lineage: Eukaryota; Ichthyosporea; Ichthyophonida
Exons: 1
Source: RefSeq, a predicted model, not a curated record
AUGGAAACGUACGGAACUUACCAAGAGCUCUCUGUGGACAGUGUCACAGAAGCAUUCAAUGCACUCGAAGAGGGGGCAGCAGACCGCAAUACUACAUUCACAUCUAUUAGAGCUCAACUUAUCCGAUACCACCGGUUGUAUGUGCAACGGGAUGAAGAGGC